CCCUCGAAUUCUUAUUCUCAAUCCUCUUCUUCUUCUUCAAUCAUCACCAUUCACCAUCUUCUUCGUCUCCUCCUCCACCACAGCUCGGUUCUUGUAUUCAUGUGCUGCUCGAUCGGCGGGCGGCUUUACUCUCUGACUUUGUGCUCGCGAGGUAGCGGACGCUGUUUGAUCGACAACUGAGGAAACUCAUGGCCCCAUCAAGAAAAUCGAGAAGCGUGAACAAGCGGUUUUCCAAUAUUAAUGAGGUUGCUUCUAGUAAAGAUGGAGAAAAUGCUAACAAAAGGCAGCGGGUCAGUCCUGGCUUUGCUCAGAAGAAGCGGAAGUUGUCUGACAUGUUAGGACCUCAAUGGAGCAAGGAAGAGCUUGAGCGCUUUUAUGCAGCAUAUCGUAAGCAUGGGAAAGAUUGGAAGAGGGUGGCUGCUGUAGUGCGUAACCGCUCUGUGGAUAUGGUAGAGGCCCUUUACACUAUGAAUAAGGCCUACUUAUCUCUUCCUGAGGGUACUGCUUCUGUGGUUGGACUAAUAGCUAUGAUGACUGAUCACUAUUCUGUACUGGAAGGAAGUGAUAGUGAAGAAGAAAGUAAUGGGGAUGCAGGAGCAUCUCGGAAGCCUCAAAAGCGGGCACGGGGAAAAAUCCAGAAUAACACCUCUAAAGAAUUAGUUGGGCACUUUCCUGACCUUUCACGGUCCCAGUCCUUUGCAUCAAGUUAUGGCUGCCUGUCAUUGUUAAAGAAGAGGCGAUCUGGAAUUAAGCCCCAUGCUGUUAAAAAAAGGACGCCUCGGGUCCCUGUUUCUUACGAUAGAGAUAAUGGAGAGAAGUAUUUUUCACCAGCCAGGCAAAGUUCAAAACAAAGGGUGGAUGCUAAAGAUGAUGAUGUUGCCCAUGAGAUUGCAUUAGUGUUGACAGAGGCUUCACAAAGAGGUGGUUCUCCCCAACUUUCUCAAACACCAAACAGAAAAACAAAAGGUGCCAUGCGGUCAUCUGUUCAGAACUGUGAAAAGAUGCAUGCUGAAGCAGAGAUGAGUUCUGCCAAGCUUCGUGUUAGUGAAGUGGAUGAGGAUGGUUGUGAAUUAAGCUUAGGAAGCACUGAAGCUGAUAAUGGCGAUUAUGCUAGAGAUAAAAGAAAUUCAAGAGGUAGAGAAGGUGCCGGUACUGUAGAAGGUCAACAAAAGGGGAAGAGAUACAAUGCAAAGAAGCCAGAAGUUGAAGAAAGUAUAAAUGAUGAUUUGGAUGACAUAAAGGAAGCCUGUAGUGGAACAGAGGAAGGACAAAAACCUGUUGCUGUCAAAGGAAAGCUUGAAAGUGAGGUUGUUGCCAGGUCCUCUUUCAAGGGUCUGAGGAAGAGAAGUAAAAAAGUUCUUUUUGGAGAAGAUGAAGGCUCUGCCUUUGAUGCCUUGCAAACUUUGGCAGAUCUGUCUUUGAUGAUGCCAGAUACCGAGUUAUCUGCACUGGACAAAGAAGAAAGUCUUGAUAUGAUUGACAAUUCUAAGGUGAAAGGGAAUCAUUUUAUUCCUGGAGUCAAAGUCAGUUCUUUGAGAACUGCUAAGCUGGACAAAGGUUUUGCUCACAACAUUGGUGCUAUUCCAGAAACGAAGGAAGAAACUCACCAAUCUAAUACUGGAAUGCGAAAAAGGAAACAAAAAAUUUUACCUUUUAAAUUGCAGAAUGUUGAAAAUGAAGCUCGUUCUGAUUCUCAUAUGAGCGAAUCUAAAAAAAUUGAGGCUAUUGCUGAAGUGAAGGUGUCCUUGAGUAAAGGUAAACGCUCUUCUCAUAAUGCCACACAACCAAAACCAGGAAAGAUGGUGAAACCAACAGAACAUACAUCCUCAAGUACUGAUCUCAGAAGGGAAGGGAACGAUUCAGCUCUAUCAACUUUACAGGUUUCAUCAGCAGACCAGGUCAAACUACCAACUAAAGUUAGGAGUAGGCGGAAGAUGGAUGUACAGAAACUACUGAUACAGAAUGAUUCAAAGUCUUCUGAAAGUAUAUUUAAUGAACAUCCUAAGAUACCCAUUCCUUCACCUGAUGACAGAGCAGUUAGUCUGAAGGAAAAGCUUUCUAAUUGCCUAUCUGGGUAUCAAGCACGGAGAUGGUGCACUUUUGAGUGGUUCUACAGUGCAAUUGAUUAUCCAUGGUUUGCAAAAAGGGAGUUCGUGGAGUACUUGGAUCAUGUUGGAUUGGGUCAUGUUCCAAGAUUAACCCGUGUUGAAUGGGGUGUCAUAAGGAGUUCACUUGGCAGACCCCGAAGAUUUUCUGAGCAAUUUCUGAAGGAAGAGAGAGAGAAGCUAAAUCAGUACCGGGAAUCUGUUAGAAGACAUUAUGCUGAACUUCGUGCUGGUACCAGGGAAGGGCUUCCAACUGAUUUAGCUCGUCCUUUAUCAGUUGGACAACGUGUUAUUGCUCUUCAUCCGAGGACACGAGAAAUUCAUGAUGGAAGUGUAUUAACUGUUGACCAUAGUAGGUGUCGAAUUCAGUUUGACCGGCCUGAACUAGGGGUUGAAUUUGUCCUGGAUAUUGAUUGCAUGCCUUUAAAUCCAGUGGAAAAUAUGCCUGCAACUCUUAUUAGAAAUGUCGCUGUGAAUAAAUUAUUUGAAAACUUCAAUGAGCUCAAGAUUAAAUUUUCCCCAAAUGAGAACCUGGACAACACAGAUGGUCCUUAUAAUUCCACAUCAUCUCAUCAGAUCAGCAAUUUAUUAAAGCAGGGUGGGUCACCAAGUUCUGGUGUUCCAGCUAAAGUAAAGCCUAGUGAAAUCACUAAUACCCAACAAGCAGCAAAUUCUCAGUUUUCACUUCUUGCCCAGAUUCAAGCAAAGGAAGCUGAUAUACAAGCUCUUUCUGCGUUGACUUGUUCUCUUGAGAAAAAGGAAGCUGUGGUGUCAGAGCUGAAGCGCAUGAAUGAAGCGGUAUUUGAAAACAAAAAAGAUGGGGAUAACUCUCUCAAGGAUUCAGAACAUUUUAAGAAGCAAUAUGCUGCAGUACUCUUACAGUUAAAUGAAGUCAAUGAGCAGGUUUCUUCUGCUCUGUUUUGCUUGAGGCAACGUAACACGUAUCAACAGAGCUCCCCACUUAUGUUGUUGAAGCCCACGGCUAGUUUAGGUGACCCUGGUGGUCAGUUGAACUCUUUCGAUUGUUCUACUUGUCAUAACCAAGAAUCUGGGCCUCAUGUUACUGAAAUUGUCGAAAGUUCAAGAACAAAAGCUCAAAUUAUGGUUGAAGUGGCUAUGCAGGCAGUUUCAUGUUUUAGAAAGGGGGGAGUUAACAUUGAGAAGAUUGAGGAGGCUAUAGAUUUUGUAAAUAAUCAGCUUUUAGUAGAUGAAUCUAGCAUGUUAGCCAGGAGGGCUUCCACUCCUGCGGAUUCUAUUCAUGUUACUGAGGCAUCUCAGGAUCAUUCAACUGCCUGUACAUCGUCAGCAACUGAUCAUGCACCUGAUCCUAAGUCAGACACAUUGUCCGACCGAAAUGAAGCAAAAAUCCCUUCAGAACUUAUUGCUAACUGUAUAGCUACUUUGUUCAUGAUUCAGAAAUGCACGGAACGUCAGUUUCCACCAGCUGAUGUUGCCCAGGUGCUUGAUUCUGCUGUAACAAGUUUGCAGCCAUGUUGUUCACAGAAUCUUCCAAUUUACGCAGAGAUACAGAAAUGCAUGGGAAUUAUCAGAAAUCAGAUAUUGGCACUCAUACCUACAUAGCAAUCAUUACUGAAGCAAUAUAUUUCAAUCCGGGUUCAUCAUUGCCUUGGCGGAGUAAGCUUAUAUGCCACAAAUAGAAUUUGGUUUCACAAGCCUGCUUGAGGAAGAGAGGAGAGGGAGAGAGUGCUGUGAUAUUCGGAGGGGAGCAAGCACUGUUGUAAUUAUACGACACAAUGGGGUAGUGGCGAUGCAUAGCGUUUUGCUCCUCAUUAGUGUGUCCACCGGCAGCUUCACCUCAGGCCAAACAAUCAAUCACUCUCAGAAAACAAGGUAAAAUGCCCGAAAAUUCAUUGGGACGCAAAUUAAAUUCAUGAUUGUAAUUUGUAAGUAGAUUGCCACUGAUGGGUGUCCAACAUGCCAGCAAUGGGGUGUCUACUAACAGCUGACGCAUGUUGGUCCCACGUUCCACCCGUUAUAAGAUAUCUUUCCCACAUUACAAGUAAUCUGUUACCAUAUGCUUUAAGCUUCAUGUUUACAUCUUACUUUA
Corylus avellana is the source of this 4173-nucleotide messenger RNA. It is a transcript of the gene ALY3, whose product is annotated as DNA binding protein. Lineage: Eukaryota; Viridiplantae; Streptophyta; Magnoliopsida; Fagales; Betulaceae. Gene Ontology annotation, cellular component: nucleoplasm; transcription repressor complex. Gene Ontology annotation, molecular function: DNA binding. Gene Ontology annotation, biological process: regulation of cell cycle; reproductive process; regulation of transcription by RNA polymerase II. The record is from RefSeq and is a predicted model, not a curated record.